GGAUGUCUGGCUGCAGGGACCUCCGGGCUCUUAGGAUAAGACACUUUACUGCCCAGGGAGUGGUCAAGGGGGUACAGAAGGGCUGGGGGUACACCUCGGGAGGACUGUGGCAGAGGGGGCCAGCUGCCGGGGCCAAGGGUCUCUGUGGGGCUCUCAGGGUGACAAGCCCGGCUGUGUCCUCCCCCCAGAGCUGCCCCGUCCAGACUAUGGACCCUGAAGUGUCCCUGCUGCUGCAGUGCCCCCCAGGCGGGCUGCCGGAGAAGCAGGUGCAGGCUGAGCUGAGCCCAGACUAUGACCGUCGCCCACUACCAGGAGGGGACAAGGCCAUCGCUGCCAUCUGGGAGAGCCGGCUGCAGGCUCAGCCCUGGCUCUUUGACGCCCCCAAGUUCCGCCUGCACUCAGCCAUCCUGGCACCCACUGGCUCACAGGGACCACAGCUGCUCCUGCGCCUGGGCCUUACUUCCUACCGAGACUUCCUGGGCACCAACUGGGCCAGCUCAGCUGCCUGGCUGCGACAGCAGGGGGCCACUGACUGGGGCGACAAGCAGGCCUACCUGGCAGACCCGCUGGGGGUUGGCGCCACACUGGCCACUGCAGAUAACUUCCUGGUCUUCCUGCGUCGCUCUCGGCAGGUGGCCGAGGCACCUGGACUGGUGGACGUGCCCGGUGGGCACGCUGAGCCUCAGGCCCUGUGCCCUGGUGACAGCCCCCUGCACAAAGACCUCCCGGGGGAGCUGGUGGUGCACGAACUCUUCUCCAGUGUUCUCCAGGAGAUCUGUGACGAGGUGAAUGUGCCGCUGCACACCCUGAGCCAGCCACGGCUAUUGGGCAUUGCCCGCAAUGAGACCAGUGCCGGCCGUGCCAGUGCCGAGUUCUACGUCCAGUGCAGCCUGACUUCUGAGCAGGUGAGGAAACACUACGUAAGUGGGGGAGCUGAGGCCCACGAAUCUACAGGAAUCAUCUUUGUGGAAACACAGAGCGUGCGGAGGUUGCAGGAGACCGAAAUGUGGGCUGAGCUCUGCCCCUCGGCCAAAGGCGCUAUUUUCCUCUACAACCAGGUCCAGGAAGUCCCACCUGAGUCGCCCUAGUCCCCAGCCCUAUCACAACUUGAAAGACAAUAAAGGACUUUAUUCUUGGA
This is a messenger RNA of Neofelis nebulosa (Clouded leopard), 1138 nucleotides long. It is a transcript of the gene NUDT22, whose product is annotated as nudix hydrolase 22. The record is from RefSeq and is a predicted model, not a curated record. Gene Ontology annotation, molecular function: GDP-mannose hydrolase activity. The coding region runs from base 3 to 1088 and encodes 361 amino acids. The transcript has 5 exons. NCBI's taxonomy places the organism in Eukaryota, Metazoa, Chordata, Mammalia, Carnivora, Felidae.